AUGGAGGUUCCUCUGGUCAACUUUGAGAACCUGGAUGACAUCGGAAUCAAUCUGGAAGACCCGAGUGGGCACUCACUGGCCUCUCCACCAACACUCAGCAAAAAAAAAAGAACAUCAAGCUGCAACAGCCUGAUUUCCAACUGGAAGGUUCUGAUGAGCAGCGAGGGCAGUCCCAAUGAGGCUCUGCUAGGAAAAGUAACCAAGGAUUGUUGCGAGGACUAUUUCGCUGAAAAGGAUAAAUUCUACGAGGGUGAACAAAAAGUGGUUAUCAAUGUCUCAGGGAUGAUGUAUGAGACAACACUUAAAACUUUGAAUCAGUUCCCAGAUACCUUGCUGGGAGACCCCAUGAGAAGGAUUGACUAUUUUGACCCCAUGAAGAAUGAGUAUUUCUUUGAUCGCAACCGCCCGAGCUUCGAUGGAAUCUUGUAUUUCUAUCAGUCCGGAGGUAAGAUUCGGAGGCCAGCAAAUGUGCCAUUGGAUGUGUUUGCUGAUGAGAUAGUGUUCUAUCGACUAGGCUAUGAUGCCAUGGAACAGUUCAAGGAAAAUGAAGGUUACAUCAAAGACCCUGAGCCUCAACUCCCAACCAUUGAGCUUCACCGUCAAUUUUGGCUUCUCUUUGAGUACCCAGAGAGCUCCAGUGCUGCCAGGUCAGUGGCCUUAGUGUCUGUUCUUGUCAUCACUAUAUCUAUUUGUAUCUUCUGCCUGGAGACGCUCCCUGAAUUCCGUGAUGAGCGUGAAUUUAUGCCUGCUUUUGUCAACUUAACCCAUGAUGCCAAUGGAACGCUUCUAUCAUCUACUCCUCGUCCAAAGGCCCUGCUCUCUGCCUUUACUGACCCCUUCUUUGUGGUGGAGACCAUCUGUAUCAUUUGGUUCUGUUUUGAGCUUAUAGUACGUUUCAUAGUGUGCCCCAGCAAGAGCGAGUUUUUUAGCAAUAUUAUGAAUGUCAUUGACAUUGUGUCCAUUAUGCCCUACUUCAUAACUGUCAUAACAGAACUAAUGGCCGCCCACGACAAAGACCCCAUCGCCAACCAGAACAUGUCUCUGGCUACACUGCGUGUCAUCCGAUUAGUGCGUGUCUUCAGGGUUUUCAAGUUGUCCCGGCAUUCUAAGGGCCUCCAGAUUCUAGGCCAAACCCUGAAAGCCAGUAUGAGGGAGCUGGGCUUGCUUAUUUUCUUCCUUUUCAUUGGCAUCAUCCUCUUCUCCAGUGCCAUUUUCUUUGCUGAGGUUGACGAACCUGAUACUCAGUUUGUGAGCAUCCCGGAAGGAUUCUGGUGGGCUGUGGUCACAAUGACGACAGUUGGCUAUGGUGACAUGUGCCCUAUCACAUUGGGAGGAAAGAUGGUUGGGAUCCUCUGUGCCAUCGCUGGUGUACUGACCAUUGCACUUCCCGUUCCUGUCAUCGUCUCCAACUUCAACUACUUCUACCAUCGUGAAACAGAGCAGGCGGAGAAACAGGUGAUUGAGGUUGCUGCUGAGGCUGCUGCAAAUCAGAAACGUAUUUCUGAAGAGAAGUAUGAAAGCAAUUACUCGCUGGACAAGAGCAAUGGGAAUUGGCAGACAGGGAAAAACAGUGUUCCAUAAGGAUUGGUAUAUUUCUCAUGACUAGCAAUAAUGACUGUACAACAAUGCACUUAGAAACUCUCAGUUUUAUGGUUUGACAACUGCUUUAUUUAGAGUUCUACAUAUGUACCUAAUGCUAUGCAUAUACCAACAGUACCUUUGCAGACUGUGCUGUUUCAAAAGGAGACCUCAAACAGGACUAUAAAACCUCAGUAGCACUGUUUACUAAAAGGAAGCAAAAUAUUGUAAGGAACAUCCCUUUAAGGCUUUACAAUAAUACAACCUGAAAUGCACUGAACUGAAAAAGAGAAUAUGAAACACAGAAGAACAAAAAAAAUUCUCAAGUAAUCAUUUGUGAGGCAAAGGGCUGCAUUUAACUGAGGUCAACACAAGCAUUUAAUUAAUCGCAAUUAAGUGCCUGUGUUGCCGAAUCCCAUAAUAUAAUGCAGAGGAAUCAUGAAUAUACGCUCAAAGCAUCCACCUUUUGCUGAUGUUGUCAUCUUUUAGAAUUUUGCACUGACAUCACCUUUUGUCCCUGCUGCUUGUGAGAGAAAAUGCUUAUGCCAAACUGUUAUCCAUCAUUCAAUGUCACCGAAUGUCUCCUCUAACAGCCUUGAUAUUUGUCAUAUGUAAUCAGGACUGUUUGGAAUUUAAAAACAGUAUCCUACGCAUGCAAGUAUGUUAUAUUUGGAUGACCCACCGUGCUGUGGCAGCAUCUGCUUUCUGCUUGUCCCAAAUUUCUUCUUCUGUUUCUAUUUUUGUCAACAUACACACAGAAU
This is a messenger RNA of Carassius carassius (crucian carp), 2339 nucleotides long. Its product is annotated as potassium voltage-gated channel subfamily A member 10-like. NCBI's taxonomy places the organism in Eukaryota, Metazoa, Chordata, Actinopteri, Cypriniformes, Cyprinidae. Gene Ontology annotation, molecular function: protein binding; delayed rectifier potassium channel activity. Gene Ontology annotation, cellular component: voltage-gated potassium channel complex; membrane. The record is from RefSeq and is a predicted model, not a curated record. Gene Ontology annotation, biological process: potassium ion transmembrane transport; protein homooligomerization. The transcript is spliced from 2 exons. Bases 1 to 1581 code for a protein of 526 amino acids.